AUGGAAAAGAUCUGGCAUCACACUUUCUACAACGAAUUGCGUGUCGCACCCGAGGAGCAUCCCGUCCUUUUGACUGAGGCUCCCAUCAAUCCCAAGUCCAACCGUGAGAAGAUGACACAGAUCGUUUUCGAAACCUUUAAUGCCCCCGCUUUCUAUGUUUCCAUCCAGGCCGUCCUCUCUCUUUACGCCUCCGGCCGUACCACUGGUAUUGUGCUUGAUUCCGGUGACGGUGUCACUCACGUUGUCCCCAUCUAUGAGGGUUUCGCUCUUCCACACGCCAUUUCCCGUAUCGACAUGGCUGGCCGUGACCUCACUGAUUAUCUCAUGAAGAUCUUGGCGGAGCGUGGUUACAGCUUCUCUACCACUGCUGAGCGUGAAAUUGUCCGCGAUAUCAAGGAAAAACUCUGCUAUGUUGCUUUGGAUUUCCAACAAGAAAUCCAAACCGCUUCCCAGAGCUCCAACCUGGAGAGAUCCUACGAACUCCCCGAUGGUCAAGUUAUCACCAUUGGCAACGAACGAUUCCGUGCUCCAGAGGCUCUCUUCCAGCCCAGCGUCCUUGGCCUCGAAAGCGGUGGUAUCCACGCCACUACCUACAACGCUAUCAUGAAGUGCGAUGUCGACGUCCGAAAGGAUCUCUAUGGAAACAUCGUCAUGUCUGGUGGCACAACCAUGUACCCAGGUAUCGCAGACCGUAUGCAGAAGGAAAUCACCGCUCUUGCUCCUUCCUCCAUGAAGGUUAAAAUUAUUGCGCCUCCCGAGCGUAAGUACUCUGUCUGGAUCGGUGGUUCCAUUCUCGCCUCCCUCUCCACAUUCCAGCAGAUGUGGAUCUCAAAGCAAGAAUACGACGAGUCUGGUCCAUCUAUUGUUCAUCGCAAGUGCUUCUAA
This is a messenger RNA of Uncinocarpus reesii 1704, 885 nucleotides long. Its product is annotated as actin. The transcript is spliced from 2 exons. Bases 1 to 885 code for a protein of 294 amino acids. The record is from RefSeq and is a predicted model, not a curated record. Lineage: Eukaryota; Fungi; Ascomycota; Eurotiomycetes; Onygenales; Onygenaceae.